Messenger RNA from Huiozyma naganishii CBS 8797, 2088 nucleotides. RefSeq names its product ATP-binding cassette Fe/S cluster precursor transporter ATM1 (gene ATM1). The transcript has a single exon. Bases 1 to 2088 code for a protein of 695 amino acids. Gene Ontology annotation, biological process: transmembrane transport; intracellular iron ion homeostasis. Gene Ontology annotation, molecular function: ABC-type transporter activity; ATP hydrolysis activity; ATP binding. The record is from RefSeq and is a predicted model, not a curated record. Gene Ontology annotation, cellular component: mitochondrial inner membrane. NCBI's taxonomy places the organism in Eukaryota, Fungi, Ascomycota, Saccharomycetes, Saccharomycetales, Saccharomycetaceae.
AUGCCAUCCAGAUCAAGUUUCACCUUGAAAAAUGUCCCUAGAGCGAGACUUCUGAGCUCUAGUGUUGUUUCACAAUUUCGUUUCGGAACCAUACAACAUUACCAACACAUGAAAAGAGAUACAGGUGUCGAUUCUGAAGACGCAGGACAAAAAACUAUCAAAAAGGGACCAGCGGCCCCAACAAGUAAGAAAAUUUCAGAGUCAGUUAGCAAAACAAUACCUUCGGUAUCGGAAUUACGUAUUCUAAGAGACCUGCUCAAAUACAUUUGGCCAUCGGGUAAUAAUAAAGUAAAAAGUAGGGUGUUAAUUGCUUUGUCUUUGCUUAUAGGUGCUAAGGUUUUGAAUGUCCAGGUUCCAUUCUUCUUUAAACAGACUGUGGACUCUAUGAAUGUUGAUUGGUCUGAUGCUACUGUGGCUUUACCAGCUGCAAUUGCGAUGACUGUUCUUUCGUAUGGUGUCGCAAGGUUUGGUGCGGUCUUGUUCGGAGAACUACGGAAUGCAGUGUUUGCCAAAGUAGCUCAAAAUGCCAUUCGAACCGUAUCGCUAGAAACUUUCAAACACCUAAUGAAACUCGAUUUGGGUUGGCAUUUAACGCGACAAACAGGUGGUAUGACACGUGCAAUGGACCGAGGUACAAAGGGUAUCUCCUACGUUCUUAGCGCAAUGGUGUUCCAUAUCAUCCCCAUCAGUUUUGAGAUAUCUGUCGUUUGUGGUAUAUUGACACAUCAGUUCGGUGCCCAAUUCGCGGGGAUUACAUUCUUAACAAUGAUGUUGUAUUCGAUAUUUACAAUCCGAACGACCGCAUGGCGAACAGAAUUUAGAAGGUCGGCGAAUAGGGCAGAUAAUAAAGGUGCCAGCAUCGCCCUGGACUCGUUGAUCAACUUUGAGGCUGUUAAAUAUUUCAAUAACGAGUCAUAUUUGGCAUCCAAAUACAAUAAUGCAUUGAUGACGUAUAGGGAUGCCCAAAUCAAAGUCUCGCAAUCGUUGGCGUUUCUCAACUCAGGACAAAAUCUGAUUUUCACUUCAGCACUAACAGCAAUGAUGUACAUGGGAUGUACUGGUAUCUUGGGUGGUAAUUUGACUGUUGGUGAUUUGGUCCUAAUUAAUCAGUUGGUGUUUCAGCUAUCCGUUCCUCUCAACUUUCUUGGGAGUGUCUACCGUGAGUUGAAACAAUCACUGAUUGACAUGGAAUCCUUAUUCAAGCUGAGACGCAACGAGGUAGUCAUUAAGAACGUAGAGCAACCUAAAAUGCUUCCUGCUGACGGUAAGCCCUUUGAAAUCAGAUUUGAAAAUGUUACCUUUGGUUAUGAACCUGAUAGAACCAUUUUGAAAAAUGCAAGCUUUGUCAUAGCAGCGGGAAAGAAGAUUGCCAUUGUGGGACCCUCGGGUAGUGGGAAAUCCACGAUUCUCAAGUUGGUAUUCAGAUUUUACGACCCACAAGAAGGUAGAAUAUUGAUUAACGGUAUUGACGUGAAGGAAAUAGAUUUGGACUCUUUAAGAAAAGUAAUUGGUGUCGUACCGCAAGAUACCCCAUUAUUUAAUGACACCAUAUGGGAGAAUGUUCGAUUUGGGAGAAUAGACGCUACGGAUGAGGAAGUUUGGGCUGCUGUAGAAAAGGCACAUCUCUCUCCCCUGAUCAGUAAGCUUUCCAGAGGUACGGAUACCAUAGUCGGUGAGCGAGGACUCAUGAUCAGUGGUGGGGAAAAGCAGCGAUUAGCAAUUGCCCGUGUUCUCCUGAAGAACGCAGAUAUCAUGUUUUUCGACGAAGCAACGAGUGCUCUGGACACCCACACAGAGCAAAACUUGUUAAAGACUAUUCGUGCAAAUUUUAAGACAGGAAGCAAGACGAGUAUUUACAUCGCGCAUCGUCUCAGAACAAUUGCUGACGCAGAUAAGAUCAUAGUGCUGGAAGACGGGUCCGUCAAAGAGGAGGGUACACACACCGAGCUACUCGCAAGGGACCACUCACUGUACAAAGAUCUAUGGGACAUCCAGGAGAACCUUGAAGUUAUUGAGGAGGAGUUGGGACUGGACAGCUCUGAAGCGGACUCGCAACUGUCGCCGGGCGAAGACUGCACUGCUCAGUAG